AUGGGUACUCCCGAGGGAACAAAAGAUCACAAUUCUCAAAUCGUCAAGCUAUUACAGUUAAUUGGUUGCUUUGGAGCAUACUGUCAUCUUGAAGGGUUAAGAGAUUCACUUGAGAAAGCUCAGUUAGGUCUUAGGGUUGAUGAAACUAUCACCAGUCUUUUAAUGAGGUUUGUUUUACACUUCACAAAAGAAGACCAUAAUGUGUCAGUACGUACUGCUGCCAUCAAGAGCCUUUUGUUGAUCUCUUCCCACCAUCCAAAGAUGUUUCUUCUGAAGCCCGUCAUGAAGCUCCUCAACACUGAAUUCGAGAAGGGUUCGCAUAGGAUGAAAGUCACUAUUUUGGAAGGGUUCAACUCAUUCUUACUGAUGGAAGACGAGGAGUCAGGAAAGCGAAAUCUCGAAGAAUCGUGCUCUUCGGAUAAGAAACUUGACGUUGAUGUUUUCCACGGUACUUCUCACGGCUACAUCAACGACAGCGUUUGCUCAAGUUUAAUUCAAAGCUUCAUUGGUCCAGCUCUUGAACUAUGCUUACAAGACGCAAGCUCGCUUUCUCUCGUUCCAGUGAGAUUCUUAGAGCUUAUCAUGAAACUCGGCUUUGCCAACCCCAAAGUAUGUGCACCUACUAUCAUUGCAUUGGAAUCUUCACCUAACAAGUACGUUAAGGGAAUUGCAUUCAACUUGCAUAAGGAUAUCUUCGACAAGCACGAAUCGUUGGCGGACCGAAACUAUGCCGAAGCGUUCAAAAUAGCAGUCAAUUACAAUAAGAGAGUGAAUGGAGACGAGUUCUGGAAGAACGUUCUGUUUCUCAGAUCAGUCUACAAGAUCGUGAGUCGGAACUAUGCAAGCAAGAAAAGGUUCAUUCUUUCAUUAGCUCGUUUAUUUACAGUGGAUAUAUCAUCAGGAGAUUUAGCAGCUAGUGCCAACACAAGGGACAUGAUUGUGUUUCUAGUGCUAAAUCUUUCGGUGUUGCCGUUUCUGUCGUUAGAGGAGGUUUGCCUCAUCUUGUAUCAUUUGGACAGAAGCAUCACCCAUGAGGGAAUCGAUUUGGCUGAUAAGGUUACUUCGACAGUGGGCUCAAAUACCGGCGAGGGCAUGUCUGUGGAGAACCUCCAACUUCUAUUUGUCCACUCUCAAAGCACCCUUGCGUUGGUUUACCUUCGUCAAACUCUUUCAGCAGCGUACGCCGUUCCUUCGUCUAUAAUGGAGACGUUUCUGCCUAGUCGUCCGGACAUCGAGCUUCGCCAACAGCCAAAGGCAGUAACGCUUGUGGACUUCCCCCUCGAGAAUCUCGAGAUGGAGGUGAAUCUUUCACGCCCAGACGCCUUUGGUUCGCUUUUCACUCGUUUUGUCACUUCCGUGAAAGAUUUCACUGUGUGA
Messenger RNA from Candidozyma haemuli, 1377 nucleotides. RefSeq names its product cohesin-loading factor complex subunit. Gene Ontology annotation, molecular function: chromatin binding. NCBI's taxonomy places the organism in Eukaryota, Fungi, Ascomycota, Pichiomycetes, Serinales, Metschnikowiaceae. The record is from RefSeq and is a predicted model, not a curated record. Bases 1 to 1377 code for a protein of 458 amino acids. Gene Ontology annotation, cellular component: Scc2-Scc4 cohesin loading complex. Gene Ontology annotation, biological process: regulation of gene expression; replication-born double-strand break repair via sister chromatid exchange; establishment of protein localization to chromatin. The transcript has a single exon.